Molecule: messenger RNA, 3267 nt
Organism: Botrytis sinoallii
Lineage: Eukaryota; Fungi; Ascomycota; Leotiomycetes; Helotiales; Sclerotiniaceae
Exons: 3
Coding region: 1-3267 (1088 amino acids)
Biological process (GO): intracellular protein transport; retrograde transport, endosome to Golgi
Cellular component (GO): cytosol; Ric1-Rgp1 guanyl-nucleotide exchange factor complex; Golgi membrane
Molecular function (GO): protein binding
Source: RefSeq, a predicted model, not a curated record
AUGUACUGGCCGAUUGGAGCGCCUCGAAUAUACGCAGCAAGCAGCAGCGCCGCAUCUAAAGAUCAUAUUAUUCAGACGGACGAUGACGCGGAGUCUCGGGAACCUACAGAAGGCAGCGGAUCUCUGCUAAAUGUGCCGAACGAUGAAACCGAGGAGAAUGCUGAUGACGAUCAAGAGUUUACUUCUGGUUUAUCGACCCCCAUAACACCUAUCACACCGGGUAUAAAGCCAGUCGAACACGACACUCACACUCGACCUUCGAACAGAUCAUCCCUUACCGAUGCAUCUUACUUCCCUGGUAGUCGACCAGAAAACGAUCCGCUGCUGGCAUUGAGAAUAUCCCGAAGUGGCCAUCUUUUCGCGGCUAUAACAUCCACCACCCUUACAAUAUGGCAGACAAAGCCUACUGCCAUAUUGGCCGUUGUGGUUCGAUCCCAUAAAUCUCUUGCUACAUACGGAUCGAAUAUUUCCCUUCUUCUCAGACCUGAUUCCAUGAUAUUCGUCGUUCAGACAACAAAUGGGUUUCUAAUAACUUACACUUUAGCCACUGAUCCCGAAUCCAGAGUCUUCAAGCCACACUUUGACAGUCACACAAAUCGCAGACAAAGUAAUUUCAGUGGUCAUAGGAGCCAGGGUGGAGAUAGAAUUCUUUGGGGGCCAGGGGAAGGAGGUGGUGUCAGAGACGUGAGCGUAAAGUUUCGUAUGGUCAUCAAGGUUGAUGCAGGUAUCGGCAAUGCUUUAGCAUUAGAUGAUGAAUUAGUCGUCGCAACAAAGAAGCCAGGAGCAGUACAGUGUAUCAGAUGGACUCCAGACAGUACAGGCAACCAAACAAGCACAGAAAUUUUUAGCCGGAUGGAAUGGCUAGCCAAGAAAGCCAGUGUAACUGAAAUGGUGUAUGAUAGACCGAUGAAUUUGUCUACUUGGAUCACCAGUGAUGGUCGGGCGUAUGCAGUACAGCGUCAUACCCGGCACAAAGAUUCAGACGGGCACCGGAAAUUGUUCAGAGGCUAUUGCUUUCAUAUACCUACAAAUGAAGACAACAAUGCAAUCAGAUCAGCUAUCAAUGCCAGAUUCUCCCUAAUCGCCGUUGGUUGUAAUGAUGGAACCAUACAAGUCUUCACCGCUAAGGAUUAUGUCGGCAAUGUACCGCCUUCACACACUCAUCGUCUGUCAGUUUCCCGACAAUCCUCUGGUCAAUUGACUUGUCUCAGCUAUUCUCCCGACGGAUAUAGCCUUUUCGCAGGAUAUGAAAACGGUUGGGCAAUGUGGAGUGUGUUUGGCAAACCAGGAGCAAAUAGUUUUGGAUCAGACAGAAGGAUAUGCGAAGAAAACAAUGAAGGCUGGCUGGUUGGUGUUAAAGAGGCUGUAUGGGUUGGUGGCGGGACCGAGAUCCUUCUGAUUAGCCAGCGAGACAAUCGACUCUGGACUUUAGAGAUGGCGCGUAGUGCUAUUACUGGAUGCUAUGCCUCUGCAAAUAUAUCUCGCACUUUACUCCAAACUACCUCGAAUAUAAUGGUUUAUCGAGGUUAUGAUAUGCCUGACCUUACCACUAUAUCGGCAGAAUCGUCUUUGUGGCACAAUGCUCAGAUACCUUCCAGUUAUCUUGUGGAUCAAUGGCCCAUUCGUUGUUCUGUCAUAUCGUCGGAUGGCAGAUACGUCGCAGUAGCAGGCCGGCGUGGACUCGCACAUUACAGUGUUAACAGUGGUCGAUGGAAGACAUUUGUCAAUGAAAAUAUGGAGAACGAAUUCCAGGUACGAGGAGGUAUGUGUUGGCACCAACACAUAUUAGUUGCUGCUGUAGAAGCUGGAGAUUCUUUCGAGUUGCGUUUAUUCUCACGUGAGGCUCCCCUCGACAAUACCGCUAUGUUACAUGUUGAGUACUUGCCAGCGCCGGUGGUUCUAAUUGCUCCUUCUGGGGAAGACUCUCUACUCGUUUAUACGUAUGACAAUUUACUGUAUCACUACAUCUUUGCCACAACAAAUGGCGUAGUGAAGCUUGUGCAAGUUGGGCAGAUAGCGUUUCAUGGUAUCGUCAGAUCCCCAGCUAGAGUAAGAGGCCUAAGCUGGAUUUUACCGGAUGAACAGAUACUAGAAGGAGACCCGUCACAAGACGUGGCGGUUGCAACUGUGCUAUUCUUGGUUGAUGGCAAACUUGUAUUAUUACAACCAUCACUCAACGACGAACGCAAACUCAAAUACGAUAUGAGAGUCAUUGCACAAAAUAUCGAAUUCUAUGCCCUUAUGAGAGAUCAACCAUUAGCGAAUCCGCCCAGAAAUACUGCGUCCACCGAGGAAUUGGGAGACCAUGGGCAAGGCAAUGGAUUGCGAGAUGCGCUUUGGUUCUUUGAAGGCAAUGAAUUAAAAGUAUGGCCUGAGGUUCAGGACGUCCUCCGCUCUGCCCCGUCUGAAUUAGGUCGCGAACUUCCCUCCACGGUAUCCAUACCUAUUGAUUUCUAUCCUUUGUCGGUUUUACUAGGUAAAGGUAUCCUUCUAGGGCUUGAAUCUGAUCUGGUUCAGCGUCGUGAUGUGAAUUUUGCUUUUUUCAAAUUCACAAUCAGGACUCAUUUAUUUAUCCCACAAGUCCUGCGCUUCCAUUUAUCUCGAUUCGAUUCUUCUGCAGCUUUACAUCUAGCUCAUCAGUAUCAAGGUCUUGAAUACUUUGCGCACUCACUUGAAAUUCUAUUACAUAAUGUCCUCGAUGAAGAAGUAGAUACGCCACCGUCACCUGAAGCAGCUUUACUGCCAGGUGUGCUAUCAUUUUUAUCCUCGUUCCCUCAAUACUUGGAUAUCGUUGUACAGUGUACUCGUAAAACGGAAGUGAGGUCAUGGCGGACACUAUUUACCUAUUUACCACCGCCACAAGAACUAUUCGAGGAAUCGUUGCAACGAGGAUCUUUGAAGACGGCGGGCGGAUACUUGCUGAUCCUUCAUACUUUCGAAGAAUUGAGUUCAAGCUCAGAACAACUUGUUCGUUUGCUUUCUCGUGCGAAAGACGAAGAGGAUUGGGAAUUGUGCAAAGAACUUGCACGGUUCCUAACGGCUCUUGACGAAACUGGAGCUACAUUGAUGGAGGCAUUGGAAAUGGUCAGCCUUAGAAGCCCUAAUACCGACCGAGAAGCGACGAGUUUUAUGUUUGAAGGUACAAAAUUAAAGGUUCCUCGUCCAAUUAAAGAAUCCAACGUUGACGGAAACGACGGCAAUGGUGAAUCCAGUCCUGGGAUGUCUCAAGGGAGUAGUGAGGCGGACUAUUUUACCUCCCGCCACUAG